Messenger RNA from Ornithodoros turicata, 913 nucleotides. RefSeq lists its product as uncharacterized. Bases 41 to 748 code for a protein of 235 amino acids. The record is from RefSeq and is a predicted model, not a curated record. The transcript has 5 exons. Lineage: Eukaryota; Metazoa; Arthropoda; Arachnida; Ixodida; Argasidae.
GCGAAGAAAAGCUCAGGUACACUCGUGAAAGUGGCAGAACAUGAGGAAUUUGGUGUUUUUAUUGGUUGUCCUGGUCUAUGGCACAGGCCUGUGCCUCUGUCAGAUAAAGCGCGAGCCAGGAUGCGAAAUUGAACGUAUUCGCACCUGCGGGAUGGACUUCGUCCCCUACUACACCAACUCCCAUUUACCGGAAACACGGGAAGAGUACGCCGAGAAAUGCAAGUUGUACAUCCACCAAGUGAAUUGCGCUGAAAAUUACACGCUACAUUGCAUCGACGGUAUCCCCCGCGCGGUGGCGCUACUGGGGCUGAGGGCAGCGUUGGCAGACCACGAAGAAAGUUGCAACCAUACUUCGCCCAAAUACAAAGUGUAUAUCGAAAACGUAUCGUGCUUCAACAAGGCUGGCUCUCGGUUGCAUCAUUGCAUCAACCAUGCAUUCGCUUCUCUUCAGACAGCCAUUGACAAAGCACCAGAGAGGGAGAAAGUGAACUAUGCCUGUUGCCACUACUUCGACCUACAAGACUGCUUUACGGACGCCCUGAAGCACAAGUGCGACAGGCCUGACGUACUGGACUUUUUCACGGAGAUCAUGGACCACGUGUUUGGCGACCUGUUAGUGUUAGCUUGUGGCCCGUAUCAACGCGGAUCUCAGGAGUGCAAGUCGAUUCCUCCACUGCCGAUAAGUGACGUACAUGGCCUUGUCAACAUCGUCGAGCCGCUGGCGGCCCUCGUCCAGUCGUUUGGUUGAUCGUGGUUCCGUGUGGGUCGCAUCCGCCGGGAUUUGAACAAAGCCGCGGCAUCUUUCCGUGUAAUAUAGAAGGACUUGGUGUGCGGAAACGGUGACAUCCGAAGUUCCGUUUUUAGCGCCGUAUUGUGGACGUGACGAGUUAAUAAAUGUUCGGUUUCGUUUUUA